Messenger RNA from Ramularia collo-cygni, 1473 nucleotides. RefSeq lists its product as uncharacterized. The transcript has a single exon. NCBI's taxonomy places the organism in Eukaryota, Fungi, Ascomycota, Dothideomycetes, Mycosphaerellales, Mycosphaerellaceae. The coding region runs from base 1 to 1473 and encodes 490 amino acids. The record is from RefSeq and is a predicted model, not a curated record.
AUGCAAAAUUCGCGCGUCAAGAAACGCAAGAGAGGCAUGAGUUUUGAGCAAUACGAGCGCUACCCCUCUGAGCCUGAGAGACUGGACACUGCCAAAUAUCGUGAGCGCAGAAACUCGACAUCCGACGCAGAUGCUGGCUACAAUGCUAGUAUAUCCCUCAACAGCCACCUCCAAGGACCCACCAAAGACCAAGCCCAGUUUGAGCUCGACAAUCGUUUCGAUGGUGCCGAUGGCGGUCGAAGCAGUAGGAAUGGGGCCCGCGAGGGUAGACGCGAAUCUACUCGCUUGGCGAAACGUGCAUUAGAUCGCCGGGCGUUGAUCCUCGAUGAGAAGGUGUCGAGAUUUCACUUACCACUCUUGCACCCCGGCAAGAAGUACCAAAAUAGAAUGGUCUUCAGGAACAAUGUGGGACGGUAUCUGGAGCGCGGCGACUUCUUCCAAACCCCAGCCGAUAGCAAAGGCGCCCCUGACCGCCGAGAGUUGCGCUUCCAUCUGAUGGUGGGCCGGAACAAAGGCAAACUCAUCUGUUUGAAGGGAACUACCAGGGGCAAUCGAGGCAUGGAAGAAGUUGAGGGGCUGCGGGAGAUUUUCGUGCGCUACUACAACAGGAACGAUGCGGGUAUGCACAAACAGCUGUCUCGUGGUGGCGACGGAAUCCUGGAGCCACUUCUGCUUUCGCAAGGUCAUCCUAAAGAGAACGCUAUGCUCGUGGUAUCCGAACCAGACGUAGUCGACCACAACGACUGGAUAAGGCCAUUGAGCUAUCGUUUAGAAGAGCGUCACGCUGAUCGUGUAUUCCGUAUGGCGCACUACUUCGGAGUUUUUAUCGAUCUUCAACGCCAAGCCGAGGAGGAAUUGGAAGCGCGCAAGGUACGAGAUCGUGAAGUCGAAGCGGAGCGGAAGCGCCAAGAUGUGGACAAGCAGCGUCGCCGAUUCAACGACGACCACUUGCAGCAUUCCAAGAGCGAAUACACCGAGUGCAAACCAGUCUCCGUCCCUGUCUUCGGUUGGAAUUCCUUGGUUGGCGUGCAGCCCCGCAAGUUUGUUGAUGCGAAGGAUCAAGAUGCGCCCGCGGUAGUAAUAUCUUCAACUCCAACACAGGAUCUGGGUUCUCCAAGCACGCGCGUAUCCACCAAGAGCAGCUUCCAAGAUGCAAAGCCACUUCAGACCGAAGCGCACGAAGCACCUACAAGUGUGGAGCAGCAUGGUCUCGUUCAAACACAAGUCAAGAAGCUUACGGAGACGCCAGGAAAUGCAAUUGGUAGUCAGUUAAACUCGCCUGCGCAAGAUCGUGGUAGACGAGAGGUCAAGGGCGGGAAAAAUGCAGAUGCAGAGCAACCCGAAGUCGAGGAGUCCGAUGGAAAUGAGAACUCCAAGCUCCAGGAUAUGCAACACGACACCAAUGUAGCACCCGUUGUUGCGAUCCACAGAACUGGACUCACCACAAGCAUCGAUCAACUCAAAGCAACCUGA